This is a messenger RNA of Metarhizium brunneum ARSEF 3297, 1809 nucleotides long. RefSeq lists its product as uncharacterized. The record is from RefSeq and is a predicted model, not a curated record. Gene Ontology annotation, biological process: nucleoside metabolic process. Gene Ontology annotation, molecular function: ATP hydrolysis activity. NCBI's taxonomy places the organism in Eukaryota, Fungi, Ascomycota, Sordariomycetes, Hypocreales, Clavicipitaceae.
AUGAACUAUACACACGAGGAUUACACUGUAGCAUUGAUUUGUGCUUCUCCAGCCGACUGGGUAGCGUCUAAACUAAUGUUAGAUGAGGAGCACCCUAGCCUCCCAGCGGACUUUCAGUGUAGGUAUACCUUGGGACGGAUCGGACCGCAUAAUGUUGCAAUUGCUUUCCUUACAGGAGGAACCACGAGUCCAUGGGAAGUAGACUACCUUCUCUACCACUUUCGGAAUAUCCGCUUUGGCUUGAUGGUCGGCAUUGGAGGCGGAGCGCCAGCCACCCCAAGCGACGAUCCGAAUAAAGACAUCCGGCUUGGGGAUGUAGUAGUCAGUCACUCGGAAGGCAACCAUGGAGGCGUUUUAAGAUACAACACGGGCGAAAUUCCUCAAAGAUGCUUUUUUUACAAACCGCCUGCGAUACUUACAACCGCAGUCUCAGAACUUCGCUCACGAAACGAGGCUGUGAGGAACGCAAUCAGUCAACAUAUUUCGAACAUGGUGAAGUCACGUCCAACGAUGAUGGAGGUGUUCCAAUAUCCAGGCCACGAGCACGAUCAGCUGUUUGAAGCGAAUUACGAGCACAAGUGGGGAGGCAUAGGUUGUAAAAUGUGCGACAAGGAGCGACUGGUACAUCGAAAGCUCAGAGACACGGAGCAUCCUGUAAUUCACUACGGUGUUAUUGGCUCAGUAAGGGAGGAUAUGCGGCAUAGUGCUACUCGAGAGAAGCUCCGACAGGAGCACGGGAUCCUUUGCUUUGAGACGGUGGCUGAUGGGCUCAUGCUCAAUUUUCCGUGUCUUUUCAUCCGAGGGAUCUGUGACUACUUCAACACCCACAAGAAUGAGGACUGGAAAGAGUAUGCGGCGGUAACGGCAGCGGCAUAUGCCAAGGAGCUUCUCCAAACCAUACCCGCAAACCAGGUGGUGCGGGCCAAGAAGGCACUGAGAAUUAUGGAGCAGACAUCAGCAGAGGUCGGGUCUAUAAAUAAAGACCUCGAGCGUCUAUUAAAUGAACAACGACGUAAAGAACGUGACGACAUUUUGGAUUUGAUCAUGUCUUCUCCUACCUACGAAGACCAACAUAAGGACAUUCUUAAGCAGAGACAUCCAGGAACUGGGCAGUGGUUUCUGGAGUCUCCCGAGUUUACCAAGUGGCUGCGGGGAGUCUGCCGGAACCUCUACUGUUCCGGUACUCCCGGCACUGGCAAAACUGUACUGGCAUCAGUCGCGAUAGAGCAUAUACGAGCUCAAUCCGGCAUGGGACGACCUGUCGCAUUCAUAUACUGCAACUCCCAAAUGAAAAAAGAACGGACUGUUCAAAAGCUGCUUCGCAUGGUCCUUCAUCAAUUUCUCAGCCAAUGCGCUUCCAUUCCGGUGUCAGUUAAAGGGGUCCUCGAAAGCUCCAUGAGACUUGAAAGACAGCCCCGGAGUCGGGCAAUAAUUAAAGCAAUACAUGAAGCUAUUGAGGAGCAGGGUGGAGCAUAUCUAGUCCUCGAUGGCCUGGACCAGUGUUCGUCCCUUGUCCGCAAAGGUCUACUGACCCUCGCUCGCGAUUUGCAACAGGACACCUAUACAAGUCUUAUGGUCACAUCCUGCCCUAUACACAGUAUUGAAAGACGGUUUGCAAGAGUGACAAGGCUAGGCAUUCCAGCAGACUCGAGAGACAUGGAAUGCUACUUGGAUGGCCAUCUAUCGACUCUGGCUCUAUACUAUCAAGACAAUGCUGUUUUGUGGAAGAAGCUCAAAGCAAGCAUUAUCAAGAGGGCGAAGGGAUCGUUUCUUGAGGCGAAUGAUUUUCUUGAGACUCUAAAGGUGUGA